Gongylonema pulchrum is the source of this 207-nucleotide messenger RNA. The record is from the annotation of a GenBank genome assembly. Lineage: Eukaryota; Metazoa; Nematoda; Chromadorea; Rhabditida; Gongylonematidae.
AUGGGUGGUAGGCAACUUGUGUUGGUCUCAACCCUUAUGAGCUUUGUGACUUGUCCUUUGUUGAGGUUUCCUGUGGUUAUCGAUAACGUCGCAAAACGAUGCAGGAUUGGAUCCGAGGCGCUCAUCAUUGACGCCAUCAUUUAUUUCUUGUUCCCAUUGUUUUUUUCAACAUUCGCUGUGCAUUUCGCCGAAGCAUUAACGCCGUAG